Molecule: messenger RNA, 1950 nt
Organism: Ramularia collo-cygni
Lineage: Eukaryota; Fungi; Ascomycota; Dothideomycetes; Mycosphaerellales; Mycosphaerellaceae
Exons: 2
Coding region: 1-1950 (649 amino acids)
Source: RefSeq, a predicted model, not a curated record
AUGGCGCGAGUAAAGCGGAGACGCAGCACAGAGGAUGCUGCCUCUCUCCCAUUCUCUUCCCCCGGCAGCGAGAGCGGAAAUGGCAACGGAUCCAGCUCGCCAUUCGGCUCCCCAUCAAAACAAGUAGCCAAAAAAAGCAAGCAGCCACGCAUCCAAGCUCAACGGACAGCGCCGAAGAGUCUGCAUGGCAAACCCAGGACAGCCGCCUCCGGUUCGGGCAAACGUCCGCUACAAGAACCAUCAGACAGUCUGGCGUACAACAGAGAUGUUGUGAAUCAGAAAUGUCGUAUCAUCGACUUCAUCCACACCAACUACACGCAGAAAGGCGUAGAGCCUCCCUUACCGAUGGAAUUGGCGCGAGAAAUGCACGGAAAGCUUGCCGGCCUGCAGAUCAAGGACAAAGUGUCUCAAAGAAUCAAACAGAGAACCAUUGCACAAGUCCGCAAUCUUAUGCAUGGUAUGCUCUCUAGAGAUUAUGAGAGCGGAACAACUGUGUCCGACUUCUUGCGCAAUCCUAUCAGCCGAAUAGCAAAAUCACGGCCACUGUGGGAGGAGUAUCGCAUCUUCGCUGGUCAGGUGUCAGACAAUGCCGACCGUCGGGAAGUGGCCAUCGAGGGGGAUCAGGAACUCUCAGACGACUCAUCCACUACACUUGAGCAACAACAGAGUAGUGAGGGCUUGGAGACGAUGGCCUCCUCAAAGACGCCAUUACUUCUCGUCAACCGCGACAGUGCAGAUCACAAACGGUCCGACGGUGGUUCAGUUGCUGUAGGUGAGCGACACGAGCGUGAAUCAGGCGCAGAGUAUCCUUUUCAGCGGCACCAAUCGCACGCAAGGACGAUUGGACUGACCGAAGUUAUUGCCGAUUCACAGCCCAGCUCAUGGUCGUUUGAAUCUACCUCCAAUCACAACUCAUCAGUGUAUCAUCAGUCCCAAAAUGAGCCUGGCCUUGGACGAGCACGGCAGCCACAGAUUCCAGAUGUGGAGACACCGCAGCGCGAUGGCCAACGGACCGGCGAUGGUGUUGCGUCGUCUCCUUCCGAGCCAGCGGCAGAACUUCUCGUACAGCAAGGCAGGAUCAUGAUAGAAGAGCCAGCUAGGCCAUCUCUUCGGAUCAGAACUCCCGAUGACUUCUUGCCGGAUGGGACACGCUACACGCUGAAUACCGGACCACUCUCUGGCGAUCUUCUGAAAAUGUUUUCUCAAGCCAAAAGCCGAAUUCAUCAGGCAUUGGCAGCCCGCGAGGUUUUAAAGCAGCCGGCGAAGUUCCUCUUGGUACCACCUCUCGGCGUGCAACAGCYCUACCUGAUGAUCACAGGAGUUGACAAGACAAAGGUUGUGAAAAGCGCUAUUGUUGCUGUGGCUUCUGCAGAGACCUUGGCACUCUCACUCUUCAGUGCCUUCCUAGUUCGGGUAGUUUGGGAGAAGCCGGGAGUGGAGACCUUCAACGACUUCAAGGCCAAGGAAUGGGAGGCGGCAACUGAAAUCGACGAAGUGCUCCAAGAGCACCGGACCGAUCGUGACACUGUCCUAAGAAAGGCAUAUCUGCGCCGUCUCGUCAAAGGUGACUGGACCCAGCUGAUGCUCAGACCAAUCGCCGACCAGCUAUCGGAAGACUUCGCAGUUCGUUUAGAGCAGCACCUGGGUGUUACACACGGCAUCGACGGCCAGACUUACGGUCCAUCGAUGUAUGCCCUGGCAGGGCGCUUCUCCGGCAUUAUACUUGAUGCCUUAGUGUUCAAGUGCGAGAUCUCCACGGCUCGCGAGACGACUGCUUUUCUAUGGUACACCGGAGGCGAUGAGAUCGACUCAAUGUCCAUGGAAACAAACCAGGAGGAACACGAGCGUGUACUGUUGACGGAGUUCCCGGGAUUCGCAAUAGAUGAGGGUGGUCUGGACGCCGACCUUGAGGUCAUUUCGCGGGCUCAGAUCGUAUCCAGGAGAAAUUGA